Molecule: messenger RNA, 1309 nt
Organism: Pogonomyrmex barbatus (red harvester ant)
Lineage: Eukaryota; Metazoa; Arthropoda; Insecta; Hymenoptera; Formicidae
Product: metaxin-1
Biological process (GO): mitochondrion organization
Cellular component (GO): SAM complex; cytoplasm
Source: RefSeq, a predicted model, not a curated record
UGACAGACAACAAUUAGCUAUUGAAGUGAGAAAGAGGAAGGAUAAAAGUUCAAUGAAGAACAGAUUUUAGAUAGCAGAAGUUUGUUCCUUUUAGCUGAGCUUCUUACAUCAUUCCAUCUUUCCUCUUUAUCUUUUUAACGUGGGGAAAAAGAAGAGAAAAGAUUUAACGGUGCAAGAAGUUCAGCUGAAAAGAAUAAAUCUCCGGUCUAACCCGCAAACGUGCCACGCGACUUCGGAUUGUUUACCGUGGAGAGGGAGUCCUCGCGGUCCUGGCCUCACUGUCAAAAAAUUCGCUUCCCUCAAACGUGAUUUUACUGGCGAUGCGAGUUUUUGAAAAUGGCUAACGUCGAAAUACUGCAAUUGGAUGUCUGGAAAGGCGACUGGGGCCUGCCAUCGGUCGACAUAGAAUGCUUGCAAGUUCUGGCAUAUGCCAAAUUCAGUGGGGUACCUUUAAAAGUAAAUCGAGCAAGCAGCCCAUUUAGCACACCAAACGGUCGAUUACCUUUGCUUAGAGUUGGUCCAUCUACUUUGGAUACGGUUAAAGAUAUAUUACCUUUUUUUCGUGAAAAGCAUUAUAAUUCUGACUAUAUAUUAAGUGAUAAGCAGUGUGCAGAUGUCAUGGCUUAUGAUGCUUUGCUUAAGGAAAAGUUAUACCCAGCCUUCCAAUUUAUAUGGUGGAUAGAUAAGAAAAAUCUAGAUGAGUUGGUCAGACCUUGGUACUGCAAGGCACUGUCUUUCCCAUUUAAUUUUUACUAUCCAGGAAAAUUUGAGCGACAAGCGCAUGCCUUGAUGCACAGCUUAUAUCCUACAGAAGAUAAUAUAAGUGUUAUUGAAAAUGAGGUAUAUUCGGAAGCACAAAAAUGUUUAACAUUAUUAUCCAUAAGACUUGGAGAUAAAGAUUUCUUUUGCGGACAACAACCCAGUACGAUAGAUGCUGUUGUGUACUCGUAUUUGGCACCAUUGCUCAAGGCUCCAUUACCAAAUCCUAUCUUGCAAAAUCAUUUAAAAGGCUGUACAAAUUUAGUGAAAUAUGUGUCGCGUAUAUCGCAAAGGUACUUUGAAGAUGAAUAUCGAACUUACGAGAAACAUAAAGCCGAGAAGAAUGAAAGAUUGAGAAGAGAUUCUGAUAGUGAAUUUCCUAACAAGAGAAGAAAUCAGAUUCUUGCUGCAUUGGUAGCUACAGUGGUAAUGGCAGGAUAUGCAUUAUCCACUGGUAUUGUAGAGGUAUCAGUAAAGGAUGACGAAAUCUCAGACGUGCCAGUGGAUUAUAUACUGAACGACGAGGAUGACGAAUAGCAGUUAGCAAAAA